CAUAAAUAUCAUAACGAAUGAUUAAUUUAUGGAUUAGCUGAAAGAAAACAAAACAAAAUGGAUUUUGACAAUUCCACUGACACAACUAUAGAGAUACACAUGUUCGGUGAAGAUUCGACCAGACUAGACUUUCUGGGAAUAAUUGUAUUGGGCGUUUUCAUCGUUGGGGUGCUAUUCUGUUACUGGCAACGAGGCCAUCUGGACAACAUAUGGAGGUGUAAUCGGUAUUGUGUCGGGACAUUUCGUGACGACCAUGGCUCUGGUUCAAUCUGCCAUGAAGAGUGUAUGACUCGGGUCUGCUGCUGUCUCCAUGGUGACCGUCAAUGGGACCGCGAACUGACAAACUUGGAGUCUGAGAAUAAUCAGUCGGCGGGUUUCGACAUCCCAAAGAUACGUAUCACUGAUACAGAUGGGAACAGUGUAUUCUUCGACAGUGAUAGUGUAAAUACACAAAUAAAGACACGGCGUAGUACCAAGUAUUACCAAGAGAGACAGUUUUAUAGGGCACGACGGUUUCCGGAAAAACUCCCAGAAGGCCAGUAAAGCCGAAUAUCUAAGACCUUAUUUCAUAGCGGCUAUAGUCAUGGCAACAUAAAUCCAGACAUUGAAGCGAAAUUAUUGUGAUAUCCCGUUAACGACAUUUUGUAGUCGAUUACUAUCCU
Saccoglossus kowalevskii is the source of this 662-nucleotide messenger RNA. RefSeq lists its product as uncharacterized. The record is from RefSeq and is a predicted model, not a curated record. NCBI's taxonomy places the organism in Eukaryota, Metazoa, Hemichordata, Enteropneusta, Harrimaniidae.